AACUUAAAGUAUAUAUAUGCAAGCUCAGCUCUGGUGGAGACACACAGCAGGUGCUCUCCUCCCAGCCAGCCUGCCUCCUUAUCCAGCCAAGAAGACCACAAAGUUCAACAAUGGCCAUCACUGACAUCCUUUCUGCUAAAGAUAUUGAAUCUGCUCUCUCCAGCUGCCAGGCUGCGGAUUCCUUCAAUUAUAAGUCCUUCUUCUCCACGGUUGGCUUAUCCAGCAAAACUCCUGAUCAGAUAAAGAAAGUUUUUGGGAUCCUUGAUCAGGACAAGAGCGGCUUCAUUGAAGAAGAGGAGCUUCAGCUGUUCCUGAAGAACUUCUCUUCGAGUGCCAGAGUCCUCACCUCUGCGGAGACCAAGGCUUUCCUGGCUGCAGGUGACACUGAUGGUGAUGGCAAAAUUGGAGUAGAAGAAUUCCAGUCACUGGUGAAGGCAUAAACAGCAUUAGACCAAAGGCAGCCUUGGAUUGACUCUUCCAAUUACCUCGUC
This is a messenger RNA of Meleagris gallopavo (turkey), 491 nucleotides long. Its product is annotated as parvalbumin, thymic. NCBI's taxonomy places the organism in Eukaryota, Metazoa, Chordata, Aves, Galliformes, Phasianidae. Gene Ontology annotation, cellular component: cytoplasm. The record is from RefSeq and is a predicted model, not a curated record. Gene Ontology annotation, molecular function: calcium ion binding.